Messenger RNA from Durio zibethinus, 568 nucleotides. The record is from RefSeq and is a predicted model, not a curated record. Lineage: Eukaryota; Viridiplantae; Streptophyta; Magnoliopsida; Malvales; Malvaceae.
UACAUGAACAUGUUGCAAUCUUCCUCAACAACUAUCAGUUUCAUGGUGAACUUCUGUAAAAUCUUGGUAAUUCUCCAACUUCAGUGAUAAACUUGGCUAAUAACAAAUUCAGUGGAAACAUCUCAGCUAGUUUUGGCUUCACGAGUUAUAGAUUGAAGGAGAUUUUGCUUCUUAAUAACCAGUUAACAGGUUGCAUUUCAGAAGGAGUUGGGCUUUUCUCAGAGAUGCAAGUUUUUGAUGUGAGCCACAACUCACUCAUGGGUCAUUUGCCAGACACAAUAUUUUGCCUGAGUGACAUUGAGGUUCUCAAUUUGGCAAACGAUAAGCUAUCCGGGGUACUACCCGAUUUGGUUUGUUCCCUAAGGAGACUUAUGAAUUUGACUGUUGCCUACAAUUUCUUCUCUGGGUUUAGCCAGGAAUGUUCCAAGUUGUUGUUUAGAAAUGCGGGUUUUGACUUCUCGCUUAAUUGCAUUCCGGGGAGAUACAUGCAGAGAGCACGACCAUAGUGUUCUGUGAUCCCUGGAGGUGGGAUGAGUUGUCUGAGAAUUCCUUCUGCACAGCCUUCCGU